CUUAAAAUAAGCUAACAUGGCAACAGUUGAUGGUCUAGCAACACUGGGCCAAACACAGUUAUCUCAGCUGGAUUUGGUUUUGUAACUUUAAAUUGAAUUGAAUUUAAAUAAAGUUCCUCUAGCCAGCGCCUAAAAUGAUGCGCUACGAGGGCAACGAAAAGUUGGCCGACGAAACUGCCUGUGCCGGAGUGCGUGCCGACCUGAAAAUGUGCCUGUUAGAAAGCGAUUGCUGUCGAGUGGACCGCAAAACGCCGCGCCAGUGCCUUAUGGAUAACAACGUUCCGCCCGAGUGCCAGGUGCUCCGCAACACCUUCUACGAAUGCAAGCGCUCCCUGCUGGACAACCGACAACGCUUUCGCGGACGCAAAGGCUACUGAUCUUCAAACUUAAUUUGAUAUAUUUCUAAGUGUUUAAAAUACAAAUAAUUCUACAAUGGACAAA
This is a messenger RNA of Drosophila pseudoobscura, 441 nucleotides long. RefSeq names its product cytochrome c oxidase assembly factor 5. The transcript is spliced from 2 exons. Gene Ontology annotation, biological process: mitochondrial respiratory chain complex IV assembly. Bases 135 to 377 code for a protein of 80 amino acids. The record is from RefSeq and is a predicted model, not a curated record. Lineage: Eukaryota; Metazoa; Arthropoda; Insecta; Diptera; Drosophilidae. Gene Ontology annotation, cellular component: mitochondrion.